Molecule: messenger RNA, 1774 nt
Organism: Anthonomus grandis grandis
Lineage: Eukaryota; Metazoa; Arthropoda; Insecta; Coleoptera; Curculionidae
Product: tigger transposable element-derived protein 1-like
Exons: 3
Coding region: 212-1774 (520 amino acids)
Cellular component (GO): nucleus
Molecular function (GO): DNA binding
Source: RefSeq, a predicted model, not a curated record
UUUUUUCAGGAAUGCCUCGAUUACGAGCUUUGUGGACUGAAGUAAGCCUUCAGCAAGCCUUACAAGCUAUUCAAGAUGGCAUGCCCGUACUGCAAGCAUCGAGAGAAUACAGAAUCCCUCGCCGGACUCUACGAAACCAUCUUGCAACUGGAAGUAAAAAGAAAAAGAACGCGAAUUGUGUCAACGAAUUUUUAGGUUGGCAGAAGUUGGAAUGCCACUCACUCAAAGGAUUCUUCGAAGAAGUGUAUUUUCCUUUGCCGAAAAACAUUCUCCUAACCACGGAUUUUCUCAAACUACGAGGAUGGCUGGAAGAAAAUGGAUGCAUUUAUUUUAUCAAAGACAUCCAGAGGUUGUUCAAAGAAAAGCACAAGCUUUAAAUCCUGCAAGAGCACUAAAAUUAAACAGACAUAUCGUAACAGAUUAUUUUCAAAAACUUCGGAAGACUUUGGUAGAUUUUUCUUUAAUUAAUCGUCCACAAUGCAUUUAUAACAUGGACGAAAAAGGGUGCCGUUUGACGCUGCAUCACCAGCAAAAAGUCCUCACAAGGAAAGGGAUUAAAAGGGUGCAUCUAAUUGCACCAGAGCAUGCUGAAAAUGUGACCGUGGUUGCGUGUGGAAAUGCCUUAGGCCAAGCUAUUCCGCCUAUGAUACUUUUUAAAGGAGUUCGCCAAAAACCUGAAUGGAUUGAUUCUAUGCCUCCAGGAUCCGUCAUAGAAAUGACAGCUAAAGGAAGCAUGACCACUGCAAUUUUUAUCAAAUGGGUAAAAUAUUUUUCUAAGUUUAAAGCACCUGGGCGUUGUUUGUUGGUGUUUGAUGGAGCUGCCUCCCAUUUAGAUGCCGGUAUUGUUGAAGUUGCUGAUGCUGCUGAAAUAUCGUUGUUAUGUCUUCCAAGUAAUACUACCCAUGAAUUGCAACCUCUUGAUAAAUCCGUUUUUCGCUCAUUCGAACAGUUUUGGGAUGAGGAGGUUUUAAAUUACUGGAUGCGUGAACCGGAUCGAAAAAUUACGAAAGGAAGAUUUGGAUACAUCCUUAGUAAAAUUUGGCCAAAAGCAAUGUCACCACAAAAUUUAAUGUUCGGAUUUCGAGUAACAGGGAUAUACCCGUUCAAUCCGGAUGCUAUUGAAGAGGCGGCCUUUGCACCUAGUCUAUUGACAGAAAAACCUCAAGAGAGAGCAGAAGCAGAGGAGGAUAAUCCUCUAACAGAUGACUCCGAAUGGUCAGACUCCGACGUCCUGCCGCUCUCGAUUUUGAGAAAUCAAGGAGAAAAUCAACAAGAGCAACGAGAAAAUCUUAGACCAAAUAAGACACCUGCUAAUUAUCAGCAAGUUAAUAAUCCACAUAUGGAACCAAAACCAUCAUGCUCACACUGGCCUGAAAAUACCGACAGAGAGCCUACACCAGAACCAUCUACGGAUGACUUACUGAAUUCUUCCAGUUUCUCGGAUUUACUCCCAACUCCUGAGAUCAAAACCUCAGAUAAGCCUAGACGCAAAGCAUUGAACUCAUCUGUUCAACUUGUUACCAGGAAUUUAUUCAAAACAAAUUUCUCAGCCACAAGUUCCAAAAAAGGCAAAACGAAUUUGUCUGCCAUAAACUCCAAAAAAGAUAAAAAGAAAAACGAAGCUAAAGAAUCAUGGUAUUGCUUCCUUUGCGACAGAGAUGAGGUAUUGGACAUGCGCAAAUGCUGUUUAUGCUCCGUCUAUGUGCACGAAGCGUGUGUCGGUCUAACCAAAGAAGAAAAGCUGCAGUUCGUUUGUUCUCGUUGCUCGUCUUAG